GACGUCCGGCUUGGGAGCAGGCACUUUCGUUUCACGUGCAACCAAAGAGCGAUUUAAAAAUGGGUGAUGUUGAGAAGGGCAAGGAGAUUUUUGUUCAGAAGUGUGCCCAGUGCCAUACUGUGGGAAAGGGAGGCAAGCAUAAGACUGGGCCAAAUCUCCAUGGUUUAUUUGGGCGAAAGACAGGUCAAGCCCCUGGAUUUUCUUACACGGAUGCCAACAAGAACAACGGCAUCACCUGGGGAGAGGAGACACUGAUGGAGUAUUUGGAGAAUCCCAAGAAGUACAUCCCUGGAACAAAAAUGAUCUUUGCUGGCAUUAAAAGGCAGGGGAAAGAACAAGCUUGAUAGCUUAUCUCAAAAAAGCUACUAAGGAGCAAUAGUUGGCCGUUGUCUUAUUUAUUACAAAACAAAAAUGUCUCAUA
Neofelis nebulosa (Clouded leopard) is the source of this 421-nucleotide messenger RNA. RefSeq names its product cytochrome c-like. Gene Ontology annotation, biological process: mitochondrial electron transport, ubiquinol to cytochrome c; mitochondrial electron transport, cytochrome c to oxygen. NCBI's taxonomy places the organism in Eukaryota, Metazoa, Chordata, Mammalia, Carnivora, Felidae. Gene Ontology annotation, cellular component: mitochondrial intermembrane space. The record is from RefSeq and is a predicted model, not a curated record. Gene Ontology annotation, molecular function: heme binding; electron transfer activity. The transcript has a single exon. The coding region runs from base 60 to 344 and encodes 94 amino acids.